AUGAUCCAUUCAGACUACCAAUCAUCAGAGGGCGUUGCAUUGUCAAGUGCUCACAGAGAACAGAUGGAUUCUUCGGCCGAUGAUCAACAAGAGCAAAAGGCAGAAGAAGUAAAAGAGGAGAAAACAGACACAGAAGAAGAAAAAACUGAAACAAAAACAGAAGAGAAAACAGAAGAAACAAAAAAGGAAGAAGAAGAGGAGAAAAUGGAGGAGGAAAAAGCAGAUGAGGAAGAAGUGAAAAAAGAACCAGAAGAAAAGCCAGAGAAAGUGAAGAAUUUUGAAGAAGAGAUUGAUGAAGGCAACAUCUCAACAGCAGCUGCGGCAGCUCUAGCUGCAGCGGCAGUCAAAGCGAAGCACUUAGCGCAAGUAGAGGAACGCAAGAUUAAAAGCUUGGUAGCAUUCUUGGUUGAGACACAAAUGAAGAAAUUGGAGAUUAAAUUGCGCCACUUUGAAGAACUUGAGACAAUCAUGGACCAAGAACGAGAAGCACUUGAAUAUCAACGGCAACAACUUCUUGCUGAUCGUCAACAAUUUCAUCAAGAACAGUUGAAAGCUGCUGAGAUGCGUGCCCGCCAACAUGCCCACGCCCUUGCGUCAGUUGUCCAGCAAGGGGCAAGUCUAGCUCCAUUGCCCACUGGUAUGCCACAACAAGCAUCAGCAUCACAGGUAAUUCCUGUACCAGCUGAGGUCACGUCUGUAGCAGACAAGACCACACCUGUCCCUCCGACUGAGCCGACCUCAACCGAUACUCCUACAGCAGCACCUGAAGCUGAAGAGCAAAGUACCCCCUCUGGAGACCAGACUGUUCCCUCAGUGAUUGCUCAGAACCCGACUUUGGCUGCUGCCCUCUGUGGUGAGCGCCCUCCAGAGCCAGAGCACAUGCCCGUCAAAAAUGCACCCUUGCCACCACCUGGCUAUUGGUUUGAUUGAAUGGCUAAUCCCAAGUUCAAGCAACUCACAAGAUGAAGAAGAAUUACCAAUGGAGACAACAGAGGAAUCUAGCACGGAAUUACCACCAGCAGAACCAACGGAAUCCUGAAUCAACCACACCAAAAUCCUCGCGGUAGAGCAAAGAGAUUCUUUAAUGUGGUUUGCAAGAAUGGACACAACAGCAUACAGAACUUUGCAGACACAAUCACUGAAACAGUGAAAUUAAACCAAUGAAUAACAAAUGAGCAGUUUUGUUGCGUAUAUUAACAUUUCUAAAGCUCUGUCCAGACUAUCAAAUUAUAUUUGACAAACACAUGUGACACCUAAAUAUGGUCAUGAUGACAUCACAUCAUGACCAUAUAUAGGCACAUUAUGUCUAUAUAUGGGCAUACAACAGUUUUUUUGUCUAAGAAAAUUGGGUAAUUUUGACAGGACUUAAUACCUGAUUCACACAUGACAAAAUUAAUUUCAAAAAAGUCUAAAAAAAAUCAACUGCUCAAUGUUACAAGAAAGAUAUUCUACCAAUAUCACUGUUACCUUUACAUGUUGAAUUAAACCUUGCUAAUUAAUAUGCAGGCAAUGAAGAUACACGCACUGCCACAAUAAAUGGUAAGCCCCGUGAGCGUGUGGACGGAUUCUUGCUAACUAUCUCGGGUGUUACUUGCUUCUGUGAUGUCUGUUUUCUUAUUCGGAUAGGAUGCAUCCUAACCUUGAAAUUAUACCGAUUCACACAGAUACAAUGUGGUAGAAGGCAUGUGUUAACAUUUUCUUAUAUGAAUUGCGUAUAAGAAAAUGUGUCCCAUCAUUUUAACACAUACUGUACUGUUUGGUAAUCUGAACAUACUUGAUUUACUGCCCAACAAAAAUACUAAAAGUGCUCUUCACAUACAUUAUUGUAGGUUAAAACCAAGGUAUACUAUAAAUAAUUUAACUUCCUGACUCUACAGUAGUCACUACACUCUCCUUAGAUGUGAAUUUAGUCUGCGAAUCGAGGCAUUAUGGGACGGAAUAAUAUUGCUUUGUAAAGCUGUCGUAAAUUUGAUAUUUAACUCAUCAGAAGCCUGAUUGUACUCUAUGAUAAAAUAUGACAUGUUUGUACCCAUACUCUUACAAGGUUUGUCCCACUUGUGUUCCUCCAAGUGAAAAAUUUAGGCUACAAUAGGUUUGAAAAACUCGGAGAGACAGUUUAAGCGAUAUUAGAUCAAUGCCAAGGGAGGCGGUAGCUGGAAUUGCGACGGAGGAAAUCGGUUAAAUUGUCUCACAGGGUUGUAUAUCGGCCUUGGGAAUCUCAAUUUAAUGAAUUUUGAGAAGUUUUUCCUAUUUUGUUUUUGAAAACUAUCACUUUUAUUCUCACCUGUUGGCAAGAUAUAGCUGGCAGAUUUCUGUUCAAUACACACACAACGGGAAAAUUUACAUCAGCAUUUGUUGUAUACCAGUGUAAACUUAUAUUGAAAAAUAGUCCUAUGUUAAUCAUGUAUUAAAGUGUGCCCAACGGUCGUCGGCCGACGAGAUUUUAUUUAGAAAGCAACAUCACAAGGCACGCGCAACAGAUCGUCUUUAAUGACAAUCCGUUUAGAACUGCCAUCGACAAACAGCAGGUGGCAUCGCUGCGUCUGACGCCCACAGCAACCCGAGCUGUAUUCAUCGGCCCACGGUUGUACGACAUAAAAUUUUAUUGUUAAAAAUCCACCAAAUAUUUAUUAAUUAUUUGUUCUGUUUAACAUUCAUAUGUUAAUUAUGCAUUAAAACUUUUUUGGAAAAAAUAGUUUUAAUAUUCUAUGGGUUUAAUAAUUAAUUAUGUACUUCUGAAUAUUCAUGAUAUAUUAAUUAUACCUUAGAUCUGCAUAAUUGUGUAUUGUUAAAAAUCAUCUGAAAAUGAUUUUUUUUUUACUGAACCAAUUGUGUGCUUUUAAAUAUUUAUUUUGUAUAUAAUGAAUAUUUAUAAGCAAACUCAUGAGAACAGAUAGCUUAUUUUUCCCAUUGCCUAAAAUUGUAUUUAAAAUUUUGGAAUAUGCCCAAAAAAUUAAUGGGGAUGAAAAUGAUGAGAUUAAAAGUGUUUUUAAAGAACAUUAUCUCUAAGUCACGUACCAGGAUAUGUGUAUCCAGCAUUUUCCAUAUCAUCAAACCAAUUUUUCUGGAAUGCCUGCUGCCAGAUGGUUCGUGUCCAUGUCCGUUUUCAGUGGAAAAACAAAAUUGAUGUGUUUGCCAUUUUAGCUGCAAAUACUCCCAUCUGGCUAAUGGCAUCUGUAUCUGUUUUUAGUAUUAUUUCAUCAUUUUUAUACUCUUCCGAUUUUCUGAAACGGGUAAUUGUAAAAUUGCUCCGUGAUCUGUUUGAUAUGCUGCCGUUUGUUUUUCUAAUAUUUAUUCCCCCCAACUUCCUGUCCCUAUUUGUAAGAUAUUGUUUUGAUUUGCACAUCAACAGUCAUGCUUGCUCAGACCUCUGUUAAGUAUUACAUAAUUGUUGAUGGAGAGCGAGAAGAGAUUGCUAAGUGUAAUAAAUUAAACCCCUUCCUUGCGUGUUUUUUCCACACAUGUUUGUACUCUGAAUUAUAUUCAAUGUGUUGUCAUUUUUAGAAAUGAAGUCUUAAUUGAUUUUGAUUGAAAUCUGUCCGACAAAAUUUUUUUUUUCGGAAAUAGAUAUUUUGUAUCAUGUGUUGAUAUAUUAGGGUGCUCUAUAGUGUAAAUAAAUAGUGUUGUAGGACGUAGAAAAAAAAAACAGUAGCUCAAAAAGUAACAUAUUCCCUUGAUUAGUAGGACAAAAUCUCCAACCAAAUGUUGUAUAUUUUGAAAUUUUUGCUAAAUCUGACUUUCCUAGCUGCUUUUAAAAGCCAGUAAAAAAAUCACUUUUUUUAUCAGUUGUUGUCAUCAUCAUCAUCAUCAUCAUCACUGUUAAUUUUAUAAUUGUUUGUUAUUAUUGUAAUUGUUAUAUUUACCAGCAUCAUUGUUAUUAUUAUUAUUAUUAUUAUUAUUAUUAUUAUUAUUAUUAUUAAUAUUAUUAUACAUAUUUAUGUGUAAUGUAGGAAUAAAAUGUCUAAAAGAUUCCAGUGUUCUGUACGAUGUAUUUCUGGCUAUAAGUUUGAAAUACUUAAUCUCGAUUAUGUAGGCCUUGGUGCCCACGAAAUGAACUCAUUGACGUAUGAUGUAAAAAGUAUCGUCUGCUAACCAGGUCAUAUGAUCAAUUUUGAGGCUUAUGAUGAGAGCCGGGUGAUUAAGAAUGGCUCAAUAUUAUAGUACCUCGUUGUAUCUAAUGGCAACUUUUUUCAUUGUCUUUUUAUGUAAUAAACAUUUUCUGAUAACGCCGA
This is a messenger RNA of Anneissia japonica, 4232 nucleotides long. RefSeq names its product SWI/SNF complex subunit SMARCC1-like. NCBI's taxonomy places the organism in Eukaryota, Metazoa, Echinodermata, Crinoidea, Comatulida, Comatulidae. The record is from RefSeq and is a predicted model, not a curated record. Gene Ontology annotation, cellular component: SWI/SNF complex. The transcript has 8 exons. Gene Ontology annotation, biological process: positive regulation of DNA-templated transcription. Gene Ontology annotation, molecular function: histone binding; DNA binding. Bases 1 to 930 code for a protein of 309 amino acids.